AUGUCAUCGUCUCCAAUCAUUGGUAUAACUUUUGGUAACACUACCUCGUCGAUAGCCUAUGUCAAUCCAAAGAAUGACGUCGAUGUGAUCGCCAACCCUGACGGUGAACGUUCUAUUCCAUCUGUUUUGUCUUACGUUGGUUCUGAUGAGUAUCAUGGUGGCCAAGCUUUGCAACAACUGGUCAGAAACCCAAAGAACACUAUUAUAAACUUCCGUGAUUUCAUUGGUUUACCAUUUGCACAGGCAGAUGUUUCCAAGUGCGCAUAUGGUGCUCCAGCUGUGGAAGUCGAAGGUAAAGUUGGGUUUGUCAUCUCCAGAGGUGAGGACAAGCAAGAGACUAUUACUGUAGAUGAAGUUGUAGCUAGACAUUUGAGAAGGUUGAAAUUGGCAGCUGAAGAUUACAUUGGUUCCAAGGUUUCUGAGGUUGUUAUCACAGUUCCAACCAGUUUCACUUCUGAGCAGAAGGAGGCUUUGGAAGCUGCUGCUGGUAAGUCUGGCUUGAAGAUUGUUCAAUUCAUCAAUGAACCAUCUGCUGCUUUGUUGGCUCACGCGGAACAAUUCCCAUUCGAACAAGACGUCAACGUAGUUGUGGCCGAUUUUGGUGGUACCAGAUCCGAUGCUGCUGUUAUCGCUGUGCGUAACGGUAUCUUUACCAUUCUAGCCACCAAGCACGAUACCAACUUGGGUGGUGAUAACUUGGACAACGAAUUGGUUGAAUAUUUCGCCAAGGACUUCGAAAAGAAAAACAAGAGCAACCCAAGAACUAAUGCUAGAUCUAUGGCCAAGUUGAGAACUCACGCAUCCGCUACCAAGAACACUUUGUCCAAUACUACUUCAGCCACAAUCUCGAUCGACUCUUUGGCUGAUGGUUUCGACUACCAUGCUUCUAUCAACAGAAUGAGAUACGAAUUGGUUACAAACAAAGUUUUCUCCCAGCUAGCCGCUUUCAUCGACGAUGUUAUUGCCAAAGCUGAGCUAGAUCCAUUGGAUAUCUCUGCUGUCUUGCUCUGUGGUGGUGUCGCUUACAGUCCAAAAUUGACUACCAACUUGGAAUUUAUGUUCCCAGAAUCCGUCCAGAUCUUAGGUCCAGCUUCCAAGCAAGCUACUAGCCAACCAAACGAACUAUCUGCCUCUGGUGCAGCUCUACAAGCCAGAUUGGCAAGCGAAUACGAUGCUAGUGAAUUGGCCGAGGCUCUAAGCCCAGUUGUCAUCAACACUCCACACUUGCCAAAGGCCAUCGGUUUAGUUGGUUCCCAGGGCGAAUUCUAUCCAGUGCUGCUAGCCGAGACUUCUUACCCAGUGCAGAAGAAACUCACUUUGAAGCAAGCUAAGGGUGAUCUAUUGAUUGGUGUCUACGAAGGUGAGCAUCACGUUGAAGAAAGAACCGUCGAGCCAACUGAAAAAGAAGCAAAGGAACAGGAUGAUGAUGAAGAAGAAUGGUCUGACAGUGAGGAUGACGAGCCUGAGAUCAUUAGAGAGAAACUAUACACUUUGAGCACCAAGCUAAUGGAGCUAGGUGUCAAAGGUGUCACUAACGGUAUUGAAGUGGUCUUCAACAUCAACAAGGACGGUCUAUUGAGAGUCAGCGCUAGAGACUUGAAAUCUGGAGCUGUCGUCAAGGGCGAAUUGUAA
Torulaspora delbrueckii is the source of this 1632-nucleotide messenger RNA. It is a transcript of the gene SSZ1, whose product is annotated as ribosome-associated complex protein SSZ1. Gene Ontology annotation, cellular component: cytoplasm. Gene Ontology annotation, biological process: cytoplasmic translation; regulation of translational fidelity; protein refolding. The transcript has a single exon. Bases 1 to 1632 code for a protein of 543 amino acids. NCBI's taxonomy places the organism in Eukaryota, Fungi, Ascomycota, Saccharomycetes, Saccharomycetales, Saccharomycetaceae. Gene Ontology annotation, molecular function: misfolded protein binding; ATP binding; heat shock protein binding. The record is from RefSeq and is a predicted model, not a curated record.